AGUUUACAAUUCGCGUCCGUUGAAGACGUUUGUUUAUUAGUUUCGCGCCUUUUUUCGUGAGUGUUUUUGUAUUUCCUUUUAUCCUUAAAUAAGUGUUAAAAUAAACGUUUUUAAAAAUGCCAAUCGUCGAUACCGAGGAUUUAGUAAAUUUACAAAAAAAUAUCGAACGCGUGCGCAAUAUUUGUAUAUUGGCUCAUGUUGAUCAUGGCAAAACUACGUUGGCCGACUCGCUAGUGGCCAGUAAUGGAAUUAUCUCCCAACGCAUGGCGGGAAAAUUACGUUAUUUGGAUAAUCGUGAAGAUGAACAGGAGCGUGGUAUAACCAUGAAGAGCAGUAGUAUUUCGUUGUUCUAUCAAAGUGUAGCUGAUCAUAAGAACUUUCUGGUGAAUUUAAUAGAUUCACCUGGGCAUGUUGACUUCUCCAGUGAAGUUUCUACGGCGGUGAGAUUGUGUGAUGGCGCCAUUGUUGUGGUAGAUGUUGUUGAAGGUGUAUGCCCACAGACUAGAGCCUGUUUGCAACAAGUUUAUGUGGAGCAAUUAAAACCAGUAUUGGUUUUAAAUAAAAUCGAUCGUCUUAUUAUGGAGAAACAAAUGACACCUUUGGAUGCCUAUUUUCAUAUUACACAAGUACUGGAACAAGUCAAUGCCGUUUUGGGCGGCAUAUUUGCUUCGGAUGUCUUAGGCAAAGAGGAUAUUACGCAUAAGGAUAAUUAUGAAUCCGCUUUGGAAGACAGUGAUGAUUCAAAUUUGUAUUUUUCUCCAGCAUUGGGUAAUGUUGUAUUCUGCUCAGCCUAUGAUGGUUGGGCUUUUGGUGUCAAAGAUUUUGCUGCCACUUAUGCCGAGAAAUUGGAAAUGUCUGCCGAAGACUUGGAACAGGUGUUGUGGGGUGAUUUUUUCUACAAUGCUAAGAAGAAAUGUGCCAUUGCUGGUGCCCAAGAGAAGGCUAAGAAGCCUAUGUUUGUACAGUUUGUAUUGGAAAACAUUUGGAGUUUGUAUGACACCAUUGCUGUGCGCAAGGAUAAAGAUAAAAUACCAGUUAUCGCCGAAAAACUGGGCAUUAAACUGUUAGCUCGUGAUUUACGGAUUGGCGAUCCUAAAGCCCAAAUAAGAACCGUCUUGGGUCAAUGGCUACCCAUUGAUCGCACAAUUUUGGAGAUGGUGGUAAAACAUGUGCCGGCUCCAAAUAGUAUAAACGAAGACAGAGCUCAACGUCUGCUCUAUCCUGAAAAUGUCGAUUUAAAUACUUAUGCCAGCGAAUCGUUGGCUCUAAAAGACGUCUUCAGAAAAUGUGAUGCUCAAUCUGAAAAUAUUAUAGUGUUUGUUUCGAAAAUGACACCAGUACAUAUAAAACAACUGCCACAAAAUAAACCAAAACGUUUAACCGAUCAAGAGCUACAGUCCAGACGUGAUGAAGUUCGCAAACGUAUUGAAGAACGCAAACAGUUGGCAGCUCAAACUCAAACGGAGGUGGAACGCAUUACGACUGGAGUAGAACAAAUGUCUACUGAAGAAAAGCAGAAACAAGAGGAGGAUGAAAAACAAAAGGCCUUAGAUAAAAAGGAGGAAGAAGAAAGGCCUGAAUAUGUAUUUGUGGCCUUUGCCCGAAUCUUUAGUGGUACACUGAAAAAAGGCAUGAAAUUGUAUAAUCUGGCACCUAAACACGAUCCCAGAAAUAAAGAUUCCCUUUCCUUGGAUUCGCCCUACAUAAGUGAGGUCACUAUUGGUGAUUUAUAUCUAUUCAUGGGCGGUGAAUUACAGGCUCUGGAUGAAGUGCCGGCGGGUAAUAUAGUGGGCAUAGGAGGCCUAGAACAAGAUAUUGCUAAAACCAGCACCUUAAGCAACACCAUGUAUUGCACCUCCUUUAGUGAACUUAGUGUCAUGGCCACACCGAUAUUCCGUGUAGCCAUAGAACCGGUAAAUCCUUCCGAAAUGCCUAAACUCGUUAAAGGACUUAAACUGCUCAAUCAAGCCGAUGCUUGUGUACAGGUAUCGGUAGAGCCAACGGGAGAACAUGUCAUCACAACUUUGGGAGAAGUUCAUGUUGAGAAAUGUGUUCAUGAUUUGGAAGAAAGUUAUGCCAAAAUUAAAGUAAAUGUCUCCAAACCUAUUGUAUCAUUCCGUGAGACCAUAGUGCCAGCAGCUACAUUCGAUAUGGUCAAUGAGGCCAUAGUAAAAACUUCCGAAGAUAAAGAUAUUUCUAAGAAAAUUGUCACCAUGCCAACGCUUAAUAAAUUGUGCACACUUAAAGUUAUAGCCUUGCCUUUGCCUCAAGCUGUAGUAGAUAUAAUAGAAAAAUAUCAAGCCUUUAUUAAGGAAUUUUCCAGUACUGCCAAAUCCUCUAAUGUAUCGGAAAAAUCCAAACAAUUGUUACAGCAAAUAAAGUCGCAACUUUCGACGGCUUUUAAAGACUUCGAUACGAAUGGCUUAACCACACUCUCUAACGAAGAGUUAAUUGAGCGUAUAUGGUCCAUGGGGCCUCGUCAUUGCGGUUCUAAUAUAUUGCUUAACUUAAGCGAUUAUGAGCAUCCUAGUUUUUGGUGGCCUUUAGUAAAUUCUUGCGAAGAUAUGGAGGCAACUAAAAAAUCAGACGUUAGACGUGAUUAUAAUAGUUCCUUUGUUAAUGGUUUUCAAUUGACCACCUCGGCUGGUCCUUUGUGUGAAGAGCCCAUGCAAGGUGUUUGUUUUGUGGUUCUGGAGUGGUCUGUUGAGGCUUCAGAUGAGUUGAAUUCAAAGGCAUAUGGUCCGUUUUCGGGUCAAGUUUUAACCGCUUCUAAAGAAGCCUGUCGUCAAGCUUUCCAAAAUCAACCGCAACGUUUAGUCAGUCCUAUGUACAGCUGUAAUAUAGUGGUAAAUGCUGAAGUUAUGGGCAAAAUGUAUGCUGUCAUUGGUAGACGUCAUGGCAAGAUUUUAUCUGGUGAUUUGACUCAGGGCUCUGGCAACUUUUCCGUCAUGGCCAUAUUGCCAGUAAUUGAGUCGUUCAACUUUGCCCAAGAAAUACGCAAACAAACAUCUGGCCUGGCAUGUCCCCAGCUAAUGUUCAGUCAUUGGGAGGUUAUUGAUAUUGAUCCAUUUUGGGUUCCUACAACGGAAGAGGAAUUCAUGCAUUUUGGUGAAAAGGCCGAUUCAGCAAAUCGUGCCAAGGUCUAUAUGGACAGCGUUAGACGCCGCAAGGGUCUGUAUGUCGACGAAAAGGUGGUCGAACAUGCUGAGAAACAACGUACUUUAAGCAAAAAGAAGUAGACUGCUGCUGUAUGCUCGAAAAACUCAUAAACGUAAUGAGUGCCGCUUUAAAAAUUUGUAUAAUAUUUUUGUACAAAAAAAAAAUACUAAUAAAUUUUAUAUUAUGAAAAAAAA
Molecule: messenger RNA, 3353 nt
Organism: Calliphora vicina (urban bluebottle blowfly)
Lineage: Eukaryota; Metazoa; Arthropoda; Insecta; Diptera; Calliphoridae
Product: elongation factor-like GTPase 1
Exons: 6
Coding region: 117-3239 (1040 amino acids)
Biological process (GO): cytosolic ribosome assembly
Cellular component (GO): cytosol; ribonucleoprotein complex
Molecular function (GO): GTPase activity; ribosome binding; GTP binding
Source: RefSeq, a predicted model, not a curated record